This is a messenger RNA of Penicillium soppii, 1392 nucleotides long. RefSeq names its product putative guanine deaminase. Lineage: Eukaryota; Fungi; Ascomycota; Eurotiomycetes; Eurotiales; Aspergillaceae. The transcript has a single exon. Gene Ontology annotation, biological process: guanine catabolic process. Bases 1 to 1392 code for a protein of 463 amino acids. Gene Ontology annotation, molecular function: zinc ion binding; guanine deaminase activity. Gene Ontology annotation, cellular component: cytosol. The record is from RefSeq and is a predicted model, not a curated record.
AUGGAUGCGUCAAACAAGAUACCUACCCCAGCAUCGGGACUUCCCAUUGCUUUUCAUGGCACAGUCAUCCAUUCCCAAGGCCUGAAUAACCUUGAGAUACUGGAGAAUUGUUUCGUGCUCAUUGGCAAAGAUGGAAAAAUCGAGAUCCUACAAGCAAACGUGGAAUCUGACCAAAUCAACCCUGUUAUCUCAGAAAAUGGCUAUGCGCCCGAUGUUUUUCCAGUGAAACAUCUCAAACGUGGGCAGUUCAUCUGCCCCGGCUUCGUCGAUACCCACAACCAUGCACCACAGUGGGCACAGCGGGGUGUUGGAAGAGGAAUCUCUCUGCUCGAUUGGCUGAAUAAAGUCACUUUUGCCCACGAAGCCAAGUUCAAAGAUCCUGAGUAUGCCAGGAGCAUGUAUGCCUCUUGCGUUGCGGGGUUUUUACAACAAGGCAUUACCACAGCGUCAUACUACGGCUCACAUCAUGGUCACGCAACUCGGAUUCUCGCCGAUGUAUGUUUUGAGAAAGGACAGCGCGCUCUCGUGGGGAAGUGUAACAUGAACCGGAAUGCUCCGGACUGGUAUCGGGAUGCAUCGGUGUCAGAUUCUCUACACGAAACGCGCGAGCUUAUCGAUCACAUCGAAAACCUUGAUCCACAUAAUCAUCUGGUGAAACCGAUACUGACACCACGUUUUGCGAUAUCCUGUGAGCCCGAGUUGCUAGAUGGAAUCGGUGCUAUCGCACGUGAACACCCGGAUCUCCCAAUCCAAACACACUUCAACGAGGCAAAGGAUGAGAUCGAGUUCACGAAACAAUUAUUCCCAGAGUUCGACACUGAAGCUGAUCUUUACGAGCGAUAUGGUUUAUUGAAUGAUCGGUCUAUUCUUGCCCAUAGCAUAUUCCUUCACGAAGAAGAAAUCCGCCGGAUCCAGAAGCUUGGCUGCGGAAUCGCCCAUUGCCCAAUCGCUAACACCACCAUGCAAGAAUACAUGAUCGCACCUAUACGUGAAUACCUGCGUCGUGGUAUCAAAGUGGGCCUGGGAACUGACAGUGGCGGCGGUUACUCGUCAUCCAUACUGGAAGCUAUGAAACAGGCUUUCAUUGUCUCAAAUGCUCAGCAGAUGUUGACCAAGGGCCAAGACCCUGCGCUAUCUUUGUACGAAGGAUUCUUUCUCGCUACGCUGGGUGGUGCGCAGGUUUGUGGUCUCGAUGAUCGGAUUGGGAAUUUCGCGGUUGGCAAAGAGUUCGAUGCGCUUGAGAUUCAUUCCAUCAAUCUUGAUCUUCCGGGCGUGAUGAGUCCGGUGGAAGAGGAGGAUUCAACCCAGGUCAUAUUCGAGAAGUUUCUUAUGACUGGUGACGAUCGAAAUAUUGUUAGGGUUUAUGUGAGAGGGCGGUCCGUCAAGGUUUAA